UAGCCAUUUUAACUCGCCUCAGAUCAAUCAAUUGUGUGAUCAAUUAUAGAAAUACGAAAACCAGAAAUGGGUUUGAAAGGGAAACUUAUUUCUCAGAUAGACAUAAAAUCCGAUGGAGAUGUUUUUCAUGAGAUUUUCAGAGAGAGACCUCACCACAUUUCAGACAUGAGCCCAGCUCACAUUCAAAAAUGUGAUCUUCAUGAGGGUGAUUGGGGAAAGGUUGGAUCUGUUAUCUUCUGGAACUACACCCAUGAUGGAAAGGAGAGGGUGGCAAAGGAGAUAAUAGAAGCAAUUGAUGAGGAAAAGAAGUCGGUGACUUUCAAGGUGAUUGAAGGUGAUCUUAUGGAGCUCUACAAAACCAUGAAGAUCAUUGUCCACGUGGACACCAGCGGGGAUGACAACCUGGUGACGUGGACUUUCGAGUACGAGAAAAAGAGUGAAGAUGUUCCAGAUCCGCAUACUCUCAUGGAAUUUGCCCUUAAAGUCACCAAGGAUAUUGAGGCACACCAUCUUCCAAAGCCUUAAUUAAUUAUUUGAGUGUCUUAUAUGUUCUGAAUUUCAUCUGCGCAAGCUCCCUGUUUAUGCAUCUUUAAUUUAUGUGUGAUAUGUAUUAUGCGCGCGGUUGAUGAAGAAGUUUGAGAUUUGUACUCAAGUGUGAUGUAAUAUUGUGAUUAUAUGAAUAAGGGACUGUGUGCGUGAUUGUUGUAUGAUCCUUAUUGUUUGAGAGUGAAUACUAUAUCGUGGUUUUAAUACAUGGGGUUUGAAUUUAGGCAAAUUUGCAAUUUAAUACACUACCUUUCACAGUUUUGCAAUUUAAUCACCACCUUCGUGAAUUGACAAGUUAAUCACGACCUUUACCUUUAUUUGCAAAACGGACCACAACUCACGGUUUCGUUUACAGAAUGCUGACUUGGAACUGACGGAAGUUUUGAGG
Messenger RNA from Striga asiatica, 934 nucleotides. The record is from the annotation of a GenBank genome assembly. Lineage: Eukaryota; Viridiplantae; Streptophyta; Magnoliopsida; Lamiales; Orobanchaceae.